Bactrocera oleae (olive fruit fly) is the source of this 626-nucleotide messenger RNA. The record is from RefSeq and is a predicted model, not a curated record. NCBI's taxonomy places the organism in Eukaryota, Metazoa, Arthropoda, Insecta, Diptera, Tephritidae.
AUGUGUACUGGAACGCGAUACAAUGUCUCUACAUCCAACCUUUGUCGAAUACAUAGAGGGCGCUAUUCAAUAUCUUUUAGCCGAAACGGAUAAGGACAACACAAGCAUUCGUGAAGUGAAAGCGCACUUUUGCAAUUUCAUACGAAAAAUGAUAAAGAAUUUUUCACUGGAUUCUUGUGGCACACUGCUGACCACCGGCUUAAAACGCAGUCUUUUCAAUCUCUUUGCUAUUUGGUGUGGUUCAUUUGCCAAGCCGCUGGGUGUCACCUCGCAGAUUGGACAAACGCCCGAGGAGGAGAAGCUACAGUUUAGUGCUCUUCAGGCACUAUCCGCUCUGAUCUGCUGCGGUCACAUAUUCUAUGCACCAUUUCUAUCCGAUUAUGGUAUUUUAUAUGUGUGGCUGGACAUGCUGUUGACAUCCAAAGAUGAGAAGAUCUAUCUAUUAGCGCGUGAUACAGUUGUUUUGCUACUCGAAUCGAAUCCCGACAGUAGUGUGUUGCUCGAAUGGGUAAUCGAUCGUUGCUACACGUCAACAGCGCGCGUCGCCGAUGCUUGCUUCCUCGCUUUGGCUGCUAUUUUUAGUGCAAGAGAAUAUCCUUUGUGAUCACACACCUCCGGUUAUAACG